CGGUAGCUAAGAAAUUUUGUUAGCUUUUUUUUUUUCAACAAUGGAUGGAGAAAAUACAAUUUUAUCUGAAUAUGUAAGGUCACUCACUGUCCGGGACCGCGAUAAUUAUUUUAAAAAGUUAACUUUAAUGGACGGAACCAGAUUGGUCGACCCCUACACACUCACUCAAUGGAUGGACGAACUGACAGGAUUACCUCCGUUUGAGUGGCCUGACAUCUACACCUACCUGAUAGAGAAACCGAGCGUGUAUAGUAAAGAGAAACUGAGGGCGUAUAAAUCCUUAGAUGCCUAUAACUACGUACUGAAUGGUCACGUACAAGACUUAAAAUACAAAGAUUUAACAGAUGAGUUUUGUGUCGUACGAUCCGAAGUUCUGCCUAGCCAGCGCCAAGGCCAGAAGACGACCAUGUACCAGGCUUGGGUCAUUGUAAACAGAAGAAACAACUACGUCUUGACCGCGAACUGCACUUGCAUGGCUGGUCUAGGGUCUUGCUGCAGCCAUGCAGCCGCAGUGCUAUUUAAGGUGGAGCUGUAUGUUAGGAUGGGGAGGACCGAGCAGCCAGCAGGCACAUCAGGAGAAUGUCUCUGGAAACAGACGAAGAGAGAGGUCAAACCAGCCAGAAUUAGGGAGAUCAACUUCCAGAGGCCUAAAAGACAGUUGACCGCAGCAGUUCCAGCCAAAGUCAGGAGGUUCAAUAGCAGUGCUAGAGGCAUGUACCAGAGUAGAUGAGGGUUUGUUGAGUUAAGAAUU
Micropterus dolomieu (smallmouth bass) is the source of this 751-nucleotide messenger RNA. RefSeq lists its product as uncharacterized. The transcript is spliced from 2 exons. The record is from RefSeq and is a predicted model, not a curated record. Gene Ontology annotation, molecular function: zinc ion binding. Lineage: Eukaryota; Metazoa; Chordata; Actinopteri; Centrarchiformes; Centrarchidae. The coding region runs from base 41 to 730 and encodes 229 amino acids.